This is a messenger RNA of Fusarium odoratissimum NRRL 54006, 3555 nucleotides long. RefSeq lists its product as uncharacterized. The transcript has a single exon. The record is from RefSeq and is a predicted model, not a curated record. NCBI's taxonomy places the organism in Eukaryota, Fungi, Ascomycota, Sordariomycetes, Hypocreales, Nectriaceae. The coding region runs from base 2365 to 3315 and encodes 316 amino acids.
UGCUGUUCAUAGCUUCCUUCUGGGCCGCCUCCAUCAUCGCGGCUUCUUCCUUCAGCCACUUCUCGCCGUUCUCGCGGAUCUGCUUCUCGAGCUCCAUGUAGUUGCGCUGGCCGCGCUCGCGGGCGACGUCUUGUAGCAUCUUGCCCUGUGCGAAAGCCUCGGCGGGGUUUUGCUCGCCUUCGGGGGAGACCAUCAUGCUCAUGUUACUGGGGUUGAGACCGAGGAGGUUGCCUAGAGCGCCGACGCCAGAGCCGUGCUUUUGCUUGUGGGCGAGUUGCUUGGCCUGGAACUCCUUUCGGGCGAUGGCUUCACGACGGGCGAAUUCGGUGGGGAUGUGCUUGCCGUCGAAAGACUUGAGGACCUUGCGAACGUCGUCGUACUGCAUGGUGUGGAUGUACUCGAGGAAGGGAAUAAGGUUCACGAGCUCCUUAUCGUUACGGUCACCCUUCCAGGGUUCAAGGAUGAUGGCGUUUUCAGGUUGGUUGCGGACGUGCUUGGGGUUGCUGUCGAUGAUGAUGACCUUCUUCAAGUCACGGUUGAGGUAAGAAAGGUCCUAAGCUGUUAGCGCAAGAACAUUAAUAGCUAUUGAGGACGCUUACCUUGACGAUCUCUCCAUCCUCAAACUUGGUAGCCUCUCGGUAGAGGGGCCACAAGAUUAAUCGGAAAGGAUCCAACUUCCUCAUGAUAGGCUCUCCAGUUGCAAACGGCACAGAGGUGAAAAGGACCAGCUCAUAGUACUGACUAAGAUACCGUAUGAAGUAGUCCACACCAGGUCGCUUUGCAAUUCUCCAGCCAUGUUCACGGGACCACUCGCUAUGAACGAGAAGGUCAUCCAAGCUCAGACAGAGUGUAUAAGGGCGCUCGAACGAAGGAUCGGGAUCGGGGAGGAGCUUCUCGAAUGCAGGCUCUUGGUAGUAAGUGACAGACUCGGUCAAACGGGUCUUGGCGCGCUUCCACCACAAACCAAGGCCAGGGCCGUUAGGAAUGUCAGAGUGACGCUCAGCUUCAAUGGUGUCUUCCCAGUUUCGGCCCAUGUAUAGAACGCUCAGAGUUCCACCGGCAGCAGUCGCAAUAAGCAUGAAUCUUGUCCACCACUUGCGAUUUCGCUCAGACGUAGAGACAUAUUCCGAUCGUUCACGUCCGCCACUAGAUUCAGCCUCCUCCAUCUCCUGCAGCUCCUUCUGCUCCUUCUGCUCCUUCUUCUUAUCACCACCCAUCUCCUCAAACAGUGUCGAAGGAAUACCCUGUGUCAGAUCGGGUAGCUUGUGGAAAGGUAUUUGCUCCCCCUCCUUCGGAGCCUCGGUAGACUUCUCGCCAGCCUUGUCGACGUCAUUCUCAGCAGGCUUCUCGACGUUUUCAGCAUCGUUUUGCGCCUGGGAAGGCUUCUGUUUCGAAUCUUUGUUUUGUUGAGAGGAGGAUUUCUUGGCGUAUGUUCGGAUCCAUGGCGAGGCAAAUUGAGGAGCGACGGCGGGAAGAGCUCGGAGAGAAGGAGAUGCGACGGGCCGUGACAGACGAGCUGUCAUCAAGCCCAAGCGCGAAGCCUGGGCUACUCUGGACAGCAUAGCGAAGGGAGAGGAACUGAACCGCUGUGGCUGGAGGAGUUGUUUGGCGGUUUCGAUGGUGAAGGAUCCAACUUCAAUGGCCUGGGGUGUUGACGUGCAGCUUGACGAAGUUGGUCUGAUACUCCGCCAUAGAAUGGCAUGGCGUCGUCGGCCGUGGAAAAAAAUCGCACGGUUCUGCUCCAAAGUGGAGCAUCUUGAGGGAAGACACCGCGGAUUAGCCGUGCUCAGUGGCACGGACUUUUGAUAGGCCGAUGGCGUCAUAUUCUCUUAUCGCUCACGUGAAAUCGGGACAUCAGCUCCGGUCGCCCUCCGAUCAUUAACCCCUCCAUGAUGCCCAGUAAAGACCCUUGUUCAGUGAAUUGGCCAUUGAAGUUGAUGACAUUCUCAAACAAGAAGACGAUAUUUAACAGUGCAAGCGCUUCUCUAUUCCUUAUCUCAUUUCCAUCGCUUCGCUUGUGACAUCGAGAGUCUUCCGACGAUUUCUCUCUAGCAAAAGAAUUUCUCUUCACAAAAGAUAUUCCUUUUUUUUUUUCGCCACGAUCUAAGUAGUCCCCGAUUAUUCCGACUAGCUACCCGAGACCAAGUUGAUGCCGCCUUUCUAAAGUGCUUUCUCAUCGAUUGCUUCUACACCAUGAUACCCACCCUCAUGACAAACCUCACUUCUCGAAACUAAACGAAACCCUUCACCAUUCGACAAUUAGCCUACGCCCUUUGUCAUCUCCUUCAGCCCUACCUACCCACCUCAAUUCUCGUUAUCGUCGAAAUUCUCCUCUUUGCCACUUAAUACUCACAACCACUCACCAUGGCCCGACGAUCGAGCAAGAGCUCAGCGUCUCGCCCAGCGCUGAGCUCCCGUCCAGCUGGCUCAAUACGCAUCGUGAUGCCUUCAACCAAAAGCGCACCUCCAGCAGACCCUGCGCCCGCCGUCACAGAAGAAGAUGUCAACAAGAUCAACAUCGCCGACUUGACCCUCGACGUCCCUCUCAUUCCUCUCCGCCCAAAACGCCGAGUCCCAAAAACCCCUUUUCACUUUCUCUCACUUCCCGCCGAAGUGCGCAUUCAGAUUUACACAUACUUCUUCGACGAUGUCGAUACGCUUUUAGAUCUCGGUCCUCAGAAUUAUAAGCGCGUGCAUAAGAAACUAGGUCUUAUGCGCGUUUGCAGACAGGUUCAUGAUGAGGCGACUUUUGCGUUUUAUAGCACACGGACGUUUCGAUUGUUUCCGACGUACCCUGGAAAAUACUUCAAGAGCAAGAAGCCUCUGCUGGCGAGGUUGAAGCCACAGCAGCGCAAGUGUGUUACGUCGCUUGAGUUAAGACUUGGCCCGGGAUGGAAUGCGCCACCCAGGGGAUGGGUUGUUAACCCCGCGCUGGGGCUCUCCGACUGUGUUGAUGUUGAGCGCUUGAACGUGUUUGUGGAGUGCGACCCCAGCGACAACAUCUUCCAGGGUUGGCGUCGCUCAGAUGGAUUCUACGAGGGCUUCAGCCGGAAUCUACUUACCGAUGUCUUAGAGGCUCUGCCAUCCGUUCAUACCGUCCAGUUCGACGGUUGGACUAGUGUCAAGAAGUCUGGCGAUAUGAUGCAGGGUCUCAUGGGCGUCGUCAACGAAGCUGGCCUAGCCAUUGAAUGGGGUCCUGAGAGAGGAUGGACGGACACAUCUGUUGACGAAGAAGAUGAAACCCAGAGGGUGGGCUAUCCUGAAGGGUUUCCUCAUCCCGGAUAUGAGGCUCAUGGUUUACUGGCUUUGGCCUAAGUGUACGAUUCACACGACGGAGAGCUUUGGCUCAAAUGAGAUUUACGUAGCGGACUUUUAUACUGGUAUGCAGCAGAUAACACAUACACUCUUAGCCUUUUUCAUAAGAUGAACACUUUAGUAGCUCUUUCAUGCUAUUUCAACUCGUGGUAUCGUUCUCAUCUAUGCUUCGUGAAUCCAAAACACUAACAAACUGUCUUACUGAGCCCCAAGCAUUCUAAGUGCAUUGCGCAGCUCCUG